AUGGCAAAACAAGACUCUACCAAGAAUAAGGCGGGAAAGCCUUCUAAACUGAACAAGGAUAGCAAGCCAGCUGUAAAGCCAGUUACUGAAGACGCUAGAUUCAAAUCUGUGCACAAUGACCCUCGUUUCAAGUUUCCAAAUUUUAAAAACUUAAAGGUUAAAGUAGACGACCGAUUCAACAAGAAGGAAUUGAAAAAACUUAAUGCAGGUGCUUUGGGUAAGAGUGUUAAGAUUGACAAAUAUGGAAGAAAGUUAAAGACUAAGGAUAAUAAUUUGAGCAAAUUUUACGAAUACGAAAGCGAUGAGGAUGGAGAUGAAAUCCCAAAGGAAGGAAUAGAAGAAGGAGAAAAAGAGGCAGAUGAGAGUGAAUCAGAUAGUGAAUCAGAAAGUGGUAGUUCUGAUGAAUCAGAUGAUGAGUCAAAAGACCAACCUCUUUUGAAGGGAAAGGAAAAGAACGAUGUUGAUGCUCUUGCAGAACAAAUCAGGAAAGAAGAAUCGGCAUUAGACAGAGCAAGAGGUGAAGGAUUAGGUACUUCUUCAUCUUCAGAAGAAGAUGACUCAUCUGACUUGUCAUCAUCAUCGUCAUCGGAUGACGAAGAUGUCGCUUUCGAAGAGAGUGAGUCUGAGAUUGAAUUGGAGGAGACAAAACCAGAGGAGUCAGAUCCCACAAGCUCAUUUGCAGUUGUCAAUAUGGAUUGGGACAAUUUGCGUGCCGAGGAUUUAAUGGCUACUUUUGCAUCAUUUGCACCAAAAGGUGGUAAAAUUGAGUCGGUUACAAUCUACCCAUCUGAAUUUGGUAAAGAGCGGAUGCAAAGAGAAGAAAUAGAAGGGCCUCCAAAGGAAUUGUUUAAAAACAAGAAAAAGAAAUCCAAGUCCGGAAAAAGAUCUAAAAAUGGUUCUGAUUCUAAUUCUGAUUCUGACUCUUCAGAUGAGAGUGAUUCUGAUUUGGAUUCUGAUGUCGAUAUAAAUGAUCCCAAGCAAUUGGAGAAAGUGACAAGAAAAUUAUAUGAGCAGGAUGAUGGAAAGGAAGAUUACGACAGUAAAGCUUUGCGUCGAUACCAGUUGCAAAGAUUAAGGUAUUAUUAUGCAGUUGUUGUUUGUGAUUCAGUGUCCACAUCACAAGCAGUUUACGAGAAAGUCGAUGGCACCGAGUACGAGUCAACGGCAAAUAUUUUCGAUUUGAGAUAUAUUCCUGAAGGCAUGGAAUUUGAUGAUGAUGAAGCAAAGGACAGAUGUACUAAAGUACCGUCAAAGUAUCGCCCCGACUCACGAUUUGUUACUGAUGCGUUACAACACUCCAAAGUGAAGCUCACAUGGGACGAAACGCCAAAAGAGCGUUUGCAGUUGUCGUCAAGACCAUUAUCGCAAAAGGAAAUCGAGGAAAACGAUUUCAAAGCGUAUUUGGCCAGCGAUUCCGAUGAUGAUGGAGCUAGCGAUAGAGAAGCUACCAAGGCUGGAGAUUUGAGAAGUAAAUACCAAAGUUUAUUGGGAAAUACGUUUCAAAGAUUUGGAAAAGAACAUAAAGGUGGCGAUGGUAGUGAUGAUGAAGAUGAUAUUGAUAUGGAAAUCACUUUUGAUCCAGGCUUAAAGGAUGCCAAGGACGAGCAAAAUGAAGAGGAGAAAGAAGAAACCACGAUAGAUGCAUACAAGAGAAAAGAAAAAGAGAGAAGGCAAAGGAGAUUGAACAAGUUCAAGGAGCAAAAAGAACAGACGGAACAAAAAAAACAGGAAGUUGUAUCCGAACGUGACCAAGGAAAUGGCCGUUUGAGGAACAAAAAUAAGAACGCCCUGAAGAUCCAUGGAAGUGACAAUCAAUCGGAAGAGAGCUUUAGAGAUGAUUUGAAGAAGGAUAAAACAAGAAAGGGUAAAAAGUCAAAACUGAAAAAGGGAGCAGCAGCAGCAGCAGCAGCAGCAGCAGAAGAUGAUGAUGCAGAGCGCGAUAAUUUCAAAGCUGAUCUUAGUGAUCCAAGAUUUAAAGAGAUUUUUGAGAGUCAUGAUUUUGCCAUUGAUCCAUCUAAUAGUGAAUUUAAACAAACAGAAACCACAAAAAAGAUAUUGCAAGAAAGAGCAAAUAGAAGGAAACAGAACUCAGCUCCACAAAAGUCGGGAUCUCUCAAGCAUCAAGGGUCGAAUAAACGAAAGGCUGCUGAUGAUGGUGGUAAUGAGGGAGCAGAUAUAAAAGCUCUAGCUGCAAAACUCAAGAAAAAGAAAAGUAAACAAUAG
Lodderomyces elongisporus is the source of this 2223-nucleotide messenger RNA. RefSeq names its product pre-rRNA-processing protein ESF1 (gene ESF1). Gene Ontology annotation, biological process: rRNA processing. Bases 1 to 2223 code for a protein of 740 amino acids. Gene Ontology annotation, cellular component: nucleus. Gene Ontology annotation, molecular function: RNA binding. The record is from RefSeq and is a predicted model, not a curated record. Lineage: Eukaryota; Fungi; Ascomycota; Pichiomycetes; Serinales; Debaryomycetaceae. The transcript has a single exon.